AUUUUUUCUCACCAUCAGCAGUUAAUCUAAAGAGGGAGCUGCUCCAUUUCAUUGUAGGUUAAGUAACUUACCAUGCAAUAGUAGCUGGGAAGUAUAGAUAAUGAACUUUCCUUUUUUUUUGGAUAGGUUUUUAAAAUAAAUUUAAAAAUUGGUUAAAAAAAUAUAAUGCAGCAUAUGUUGUUCUGGAAUUUUUUUAAUAUAAAACCCUCCCUUUGAGCAUUCCCCUUUCAGUGGAAUCACUUAGACACUUCCAGCUGGUGGCAGGGGAUACAGCCAUAAUACAGCUUUCUCUGUCCCAGCUGUCUUUUUCAUUACAUUAAAUGCAUUACGAUGGCUGCACUGCUUUAUAAAGGUUCAGGUACAGAAAGGUAUAGAAAGAAAUAUGCAAACAUGCAUUUUUGUAGUGCCUACUAGCUUCUGCAAGAUCUUUGGAUUAUGAAUGUGUUCCUGGCUCUGAUCUAAGAUAUCCUUCCAGUCAUUGGAACAUUUGCUGAAAGGGCUGGUUAAGGUGCCUGAGGAUAUCACCUUUUAUAAGGAGUCAUUGUUGUAAAGGAUUUUUAGUGCAUUAUGGCUCAUGCAGCCUCACAACUAAAGAAAAACAGGGAUUUAGAAAUCAAUGCUGAUGAAGAAAAUGAGAAAAAAAGAAAACGCAGGAAAAGAUCCCGGGAUCGGAAGAGAAAGUCUGAUACAAACGCAAGUUACCUACGAGCUGCUCGAGCUGGCAACCUAGAAAAGGCUCUUGACUACUUAAAAACUGGAGUGGACAUCAACAUUUGCAAUCAGAAUGGGUUGAACGCACUCCAUCUUGCUUCCAAAGAAGGUCAUGUAGAAGUUGUUUCAGAACUGAUAAAGCGAGGUGCCAAUGUGGAUGCAGCAACAAAGAAAGGAAACACAGCAUUGCACAUAGCAUCUCUGGCUGGACAGACAGAAGUUGUUAAAGUGUUGGUUACAAAUAAGGCCAAUGUCAAUGCACAGUCUCAGAAUGGUUUCACGCCAUUGUAUAUGGCAGCCCAAGAAAAUCACCUUGAAGUUGUUAAGUUUCUUCUUGACAAUGGUGCAAGUCAGAGCCUUGCUACUGAGGAUGGUUUCACACCUUUGGCAGUAGCCUUGCAACAAGGUCAUGACCAGGUGGUUUCACUGUUGCUUGAAAAUGAUACAAAGGGAAAAGUCCGUCUUCCUGCUCUCCACAUUGCUGCCCGCAAGGAUGACACAAAGGCUGCUGCUCUGUUGCUGCAGAAUGACCAUAAUGCAGAUGUGGAGUCAAAGAUGCUGGUGAAUAGAACAACGGAGAGUGGUUUUACUCCACUCCACAUAGCGGCUCACUAUGGAAAUAUUAAUGUUGCUACAUUGCUAUUAAAUCGGAGUGCUGCUGUGGACUUCACUGCAAGGAAUGAUAUCACUCCAUUACAUGUUGCAUCGAAGAGAGGAAAUGCUAAUAUGGUCAAACUCUUACUUGAUCGAGGAGCUAAAAUAGAUGCCAAAACAAGGGACGGGUUGACACCUCUCCACUGUGGAGCAAGAAGUGGGCACGAACAGGUUGUGAAAAUGCUGCUUGAUCGUGGGGCCCCCAUUCUAUCCAAAACCAAGAAUGGUUUGUCUCCAUUGCACAUGGCAACACAAGGAGAUCAUUUAAACUGUGUUCAGCUUCUGAUUCAACACAACGUGCCUGUUGAUGACGUCACUAAUGACUAUCUGACUGCACUGCAUGUUGCCGCCCACUGUGGCCACUUCAAAGUUGCCAAGGUUCUCUUGGACGAGAAAGCUAAUCCUAAUGCCAAAGCACUGAAUGGUUUCACACCUCUUCACAUUGCUUGCAAGAAGAACAGAAUUAAGGUUAUGGAACUUCUCCUGAAACAUGGUGCAUCUAUCCAAGCUGUAACUGAGUCGGGCCUAACUCCAAUCCAUGUUGCUGCCUUCAUGGGACAUGUAAAUAUUGUGUCACAGCUGAUGCAUCACGGAGCAUCACCCAAUACCACUAAUGUGAGAGGAGAAACAGCACUACAUAUGGCUGCCAGAGCUGGCCAAGCAGAAGUUGUUCGAUACCUAGUACAAAAUGGAGCUCAGGUAGAAGCCAAAGCUAAGGAUGACCAAACGCCACUACACAUUUCUGCCCGACUGGGAAAAGCUGAUAUAGUGCAGCAGUUGUUACAGCAAGGAGCAUCUCCGAAUGCAUCCACUACUUCUGGGUAUACACCACUACAUCUUGCUGCUCGAGAGGGACAUGAAGAUGUAGCCUCAGUUCUUCUAGAUCAGGGUGCAUCUUUAUCUAUAAUUACAAAGAAAGGGUUUACUCCUCUGCAUGUAGCUGCAAAAUAUGGAAAAAUUGAAGUAGCCAACCUUCUACUUCAGAAGAAUGCAUCUCCAGAUGCUGCUGGAAAGAGUGGUUUAACUCCACUCCACGUAGCUGCACACUACGAUAAUCAGAAAGUGGCACUUCUGCUCUUGGACCAGGGAGCUUCACCUCACGCAUCUGCAAAGAAUGGUUAUACACCACUGCACAUAGCUGCCAAGAAAAACCAGAUGGAUAUAGCGACUACAUUGCUUGAAUAUGGUGCUGAUGCUAAUGCUAUUACCAGACAGGGUAUUGCCCCUGUACAUCUUGCAUCCCAGGAAGGCCAUGUGGACAUGGUGUCAUUGCUUCUUACUAGAAAUGCUAAUGUGAAUCUUAGCAACAAGAGUGGACUGACACCACUUCACCUGGCUGCUCAGGAAGACAAAGUCAAUGUGGCAGAGGUUCUUGUUAAUCAAGGGGCUGUUGUUGAUGCACCGACAAAGAUGGGAUACACUCCAUUACAUGUUGGCUGCCACUAUGGAAACAUAAAGAUUGUUAAUUUCCUUCUGCAACACUUUGCUAAAGUUAAUGCCAAAACGAAGAAUGGGUACACCCCUCUACACCAGGCUGCUCAGCAGGGACACACCCACAUCAUUAACGUCUUGCUCCAAAACGGCGCAUCACCCAAUGAACUCACUGUGAAUGGGAACACUGCCCUGGCCAUUGCUAAACGACUUGGCUACAUUUCAGUUGUUGACACACUGAAGAUCGUGACGGAAGAGACCAUGACUACAAUUACCGUCACAGAAAAGCAUAAAAUGAAUGUACCAGAAACUAUGAAUGAAGUUCUUGACAUGUCUGAUGAUGAAGUUCGUAAAGCCUACACCCCUGAAAUUCUCAGUGAUGGUGAAUAUAUGUCAGAUGUUGAAGAAGGUGAGGAUGCAAUGACAGGCGAUACAGACAAAUAUCUUGGGCCACAGGAUCUAAAAGAGUUGGGAGAUGAUUCCCUGCCCGCUGAAGGAUACAUGGGCUUUAGUCUAGGAGCCCGCUCUGCCAGCCUCCGCUCCUUCAGUUCGGAUAGGUCCUACACUCUGAACAGAAGUUCCUAUGCACGAGACAGCAUGAUGAUUGAAGAAUUGCUGGUACCAUCAAAGGAUCCGCACCUGACAUUUCCAAGGGAAUUUGAUUCUGAUUCUCUCAGACAUUAUAGCUGGGCUGCAGACACCUUGGACAAUGUUAACCUUGUCUCAAGUCCCAUCCAUUCUGGCUAUUCCUCUCCACUUCCCCAGUAUGAUUCAAGUUUUCUGGUUAGUUUUAUGGUUGAUGCACGUGGGGGCUCAAUGAGGGGUAGUCGCCAUCAUGGAAUGAGAAUUAUUAUUCCACCACGCAAAUGUACAGCACCCACCCGCAUCACCUGCCGUUUGGUAAAGAGGCAUAAACUGGCCAGCCCACCACCAAUGGUUGAAGGAGAAGGAUUAGCCAGUAGACUGGUAGAAAUGGGGCCUGCAGGUGCACAGUUUUUAGGUAAACUGCAUCUUCCUACCAAUCCUCCCCCUCUAAAUGAGGGUGAGAGCAUGGUUAGCCGAAUCCUGCAGCUUGGGCCUCAAGGAACAAAAUUUAUUGGUCCUGUCAUAGUGGAAAUCCCACAUUUUGGAUCAAUGCGAGGAAAAGAAAGAGAACUGAUUGUCCUUCGCAGUGAAAAUGGUGAAACAUGGAAGGAACACCAGUAUGACAGCAAACAUGAAGACUUAAAUGAAAUUCUCAAUGGCGUGGAUGAAGAGCUGGAUAGCGCUGAGGAACUAGAGAAGAAGCGUAUCUGUAGAAUCAUCACGAAGGAUUUUCCUCAGUACUUUGCAGUGGUUUCACGAAUUAAGCAGGAAAGUAACCAAAUUGGUCCUGAGGGAGGUGUUUUGAGCAGUACAACUGUGCCUCAUGUCCAAGCAUCCUUCCCAGAGGGUGCGCUAACUAAAAGAAUUCGAGUGGGCCUCCAGGCUCAACCAGUUCCAGAUGAGAUUGUCAAAAAAAUCCUCGGAAACAAAGCAACUUUCAGCCCCAUUGUCACUGUGGAACCAAGAAGAAGAAAAUUUCAUAAACCUAUAACAAUGACAAUUCCUGUGCCACCCCCUUCAGGAGAAGGUGUGACGAAUGGAUACAAAGGAGACACCACACCUAGCCUUCGACUUUUAUGUAGCAUUACAGGAGGGACUUCACCUGCUCAAUGGGAGGAUAUCACAGGAACCACUCCACUGACGUUUAUAAAUGACUGUGUUUCUUUCACGACCAACGUUUCAGCCAGAUUUUGGCUUGCAGACUGCCAUCAGGUACUAGAAACUGUCGGCCUUGCCACACAACUUUAUAGGGAAUUAAUAUGUGUUCCUUAUAUGGCUAAGUUUGUGAUAUUUGCCAAAAUGAAUGAUCCUGUGGAAUCUAAUUUGCGUUGCUUCUGCAUGACUGAUGAUAAAGUGGACAAAACUUUGGAGCAACAAGAGAAUUUUGAAGAAGUUGCAAGAAGUAAAGAUAUCGAGGUUUUGGAAGGAAAACCCAUUUAUGUUGAUUGCUAUGGAAAUCUGGCCCCUUUGACAAAAGGAGGACAACAGCUUGUUUUUAAUUUUUAUGCUUUCAAGGAAAAUAGACUGCCAUUCUCUAUAAAGAUUAGAGACACCAGCCAAGAGCCUUGUGGUCGUUUAUCAUUUUUGAAAGAACUAAAGACUACAAAAGGACUGCCACAAACAGCUGUUUGCAACUUAAAUAUUACUCUUCCAGCACACAAAAAGGAAACAGAGUCAGAUCAAGAUGAUGAGACGGAGAAAUCAGACCGGCGUCAAAGCUUUGUCUCUCUUGCUUUACGUAAGCGCUACAGCUAUCUGACUGAGCCUGGAAUGAAAACAGUUGAACGGAGCGCAGGAGCAACAAGAUCCCUACCUGCUACUUAUUCAUACAAGCCAUUCUUUUCAACAAGACCAUAUCAGUCAUGGACAACAGCUCCAAUUACAGUGCCUGGACAAACCAAAUCAGGCUUCACUUCCCUAUCAAGCUCUUCCUCCAAUACUCCUACAGCUUCCCCAUUAAAAUCAAUAUGGUCUGUUUCUUCUGCUUCUCCAAUCAAAUCCACGUUAGGAGCUUCUACUACCUCUUCAAUUAAAUCUGUUAAUGACGUAGCAUCUCCAAUUAGAUCAUUUCGGACAAUCUCUUCACCAAUAAAAACCGUUGUAUCACAGCCUCCAUAUAAUAUCCAAGUUUCUUCUGGUUCUUUUGUCAGAGCUCCUACAGUAACAGAAGCCAGUAAUUUAAAAGGGAUGGCAUCCACUUCAACAUUUCCUUCUCGGACAUCUCCAGUGACUACAGCAGGGUCUCUUUUGGAGAGAUCAUCCAUCACCAUGACACCUCCAGCAUCCCCCAAAUCGAACAUUAACAUGUAUUCUUCAAGUUUGCCAUUUAAGUCUAUCAUCACAUCAGCAUCACCACUUUUAACUUCACCUUUAAAGUCAGUGGUGUCUCCUGCUAAGUCAGCAGUUGAUGCUGUUUCACCUUCUAAAGUCAUGAUGACUUCAUCUCUAUCAUCACCUGUGAAACAUAUACCUGGGACUACAGAUGUAGCAUUGGUUAAUGGAUCCGUGUCACCUCUGAAAUAUCCAUCCUCUGCCAAUGUAAUAACUGGAUCCAAAACUGCAGCUAUGUUUCAAGACAAGAUCUCUGCAGCUACAAAUUCUGCAAGUUGUGCUGCUAAUGUAGCCGCUGAUACAGUUGAGAAAGUGUUUCCGACCACUACUACAAUGCCAUUUUCUCCACUCAGGGCAUUUGUGUCUUCAACACCAUCUGCUUUUCAGUCAAUAAGAACUCCUUCUGCAGGUGCACUAUAUACAUCUUUUGGGUCAAUAUCUGCAACUACCUCAUCAGUAACUUCAUCAACAAUAACAGUGCCAGUAUAUUCUCUAGUCAAUGUUUUAUCUGAACCAGCAUUAAAGAAGCUUCCAGAGUCUUCACUUACAAAAUCAGCAGUUGCAUUACUAUCACCUAGUAAAACAUUGACUACAGAGACACGUACACAGCCUCACUUUAAUCGAACUUCAUCUCCUAUGAAAUCAUCCUUGUUUUUAGCACCUUCUGCUCUUAAAUUGUCUACACCAUCUUCUUUAUCGUCCAGCCAGGAGAUAUUGAAAGAUGUUGCUGAAAUGAAAGAGGACCUAAUCAGGAUGACUGCAAUAUUGCAGACAGAUGUAACGGAGGACAAGCCAUUCCAACCUGAACUAACAAAAGAGGGUAGAAUUGAUGAUGAAGAGCCUUUUAAAAUUGUUGAGAAAGUAAAAGAAGACUUGGUAAAAGUUAGCGAGAUACUGAAAAAAGAUGUGUGUUUAGAAAAUAAAGAGUCGACCAGAGUGUCAAAAAGCGAUAAAGGACACUUAUCUGAAGAUGAAUGGGUAGAGUUCAGUACAGAAGAGAUUGAUGAAGCAAGACAGCAGGCUAUAACAUGCCAUCCUGUUCCAGAAAAAGGGCAAAUUAAAGCUAAAGCUGCAUCUGAAAAGGAUUACAAUUUGACAAAAGUUAUUGAUUAUUUAACAAAUGAUAUUGGUAGUAGUUCAUUGGCAAACAUAAAGUACAAGUUUGAAGAGGGGAAAAAAGAUGAAGAGAGACAAAAACGCAUUUUAAAACCAGUGAUUGCUUUACAGGAACAUAAACUUAAAAUGCCUCCAGCCUCCAUGAGGCCUUCUACUUCAGAAAAAGAAUUAUGUAAAAUUGCAGAUUCCUUUUUUGGAACAGAUACUAUUUUAGAAUCUCCAGAUGAUUUUUCUCAACAUGACCAAGAUAAAAGUCCUUUGUCUGACAGUGGCUUUGAAACAAGAAGUGAAAAAACACCAUCAGCCCCACAAAGUGCUGAAAGCACAGGGCCAAAACCACUUUUCCAUGAUGUACCCAUCCCUCCUGUUAUUACAGAAACAAGAACUGAAGUAGUUCAUGUUAUCCGCAGCUAUGAACCAUCAUCAGAAGAGAUUCCAGAGCAGCAAACAGAGGAGCUACCUUCACUGAAACCUGCACUUACUUUAAUGGAGUUGGAACAAAAACCCACUGAGUCUAUUAAAGAAAAGGUUAAAGCAUUUCAAAUGAAAACCAGCAGCAGUGAAGAAGAUGACCACAAAUGUGUUCUUAGCAAAGGUGUCCGGGUGAAAGAAGAAACUCACAUCACUACUACUACUCGAAUGGUUUAUCAUAAACCUCCAUGCACUGAAAGUACCUCGGAAAGAAUUGAGGAAACAAUGUCUGUUCAUGACAUAAUGAAAGCCUUUCAAUCAGGACGUGACCCUUCCAAAGAACUGGCAGGUCUGUUUGAACAUAAAUCGUCAGUAACAUCAGAUGUUAGCAAGUCUGCUGAAACUUCACCACAACAUGCAGAGAAGGAAAGCAAAAUGAAACCCAAACUGGAGCGUAUAAUAGAGGUCCAUAUUGAAAAAGGUAAUCAAGCUGAACCUACUGAAGUCAUUAUUAGAGAAACAAAAAAGCAUCCAGAAAAAGAAUUGUAUGUAUAUCAGAAAGACUUACCUCGGGGAGAUAUUAACUUAAAAGGUUUGGAAAAACAUGAUACUUUUCCUUGUUCUGAUGAACAAGGUCAGCAAGAAGAAGAAGAGCUAACAGCUGAAGAGUCACUUCCUUCUUAUCUGGAAUCUUCUAGAGUAAACACUCCUGUGUCUCAGGAAGAAGACAGUCGCCCUAGUUCUGCUCAACUCCUGUCUGAUGACUCUUACAAAACACUGAAGCUUUUGAGUCAACACUCAAUUGAAUACCAUGAUGAUGAGUUGUCAGAAUUAAGAGGCGAGUCUUACAGGUUUGCUGAGAAAAUGCUUCUUUCAGAAAAGCUAGAUGUGUCUCAUUCUGAUACUGAGGAGUCAGUUACUGACCAUGCUCUACCGCUUAGUUCAGAGUUACAGGGGUCUGAUAAACAAUGCAGAGAAAAAGUAGCCACUGCCCCCAAAAAAGAAAUUCUCUCCAAAAUCUAUAAAGAUGUGUCCGAAAAUGGUGUAGGUAAAAUGUCUAAAGAUGAUCAUUAUGAUAAAGUGACAGUGUUACACUACACUGGAGAUGUUAGUAGUCCAAAACAUGCCAUGUGGAUGCGCUUUACCGAGGACAGAUUAGACAGAGGUAGAGAAAAGAUGAUGUAUGAAGACAGGGUGGACAGGACUGUUAAGGAGGCAGAAGAAAAACUGACUGAAGUAUCACAGUUUUUUCGGGACAAAACAGAAAAGUUGAAUGAUGAGCUACAAUCUCCAGAGAAAAAGCAACAUAAAAAAAAUGGCAAAGAAAUGCAUUCUAGUCACAGCUCUGCCAGCAGCAGCCCUGAAAAAGUACUGCUCACUGAAAUAGUGACAUUGAGUGAUGACUGGGGUAAAGUACAGCAGUAUGGGCAUGAUGGAAAGUGUUCCCCAAAAGUCGAUGAAAGAAAAGCAGCAAGUUUGCCCAGCAGUCCUGAAAGAAGGAUUCUUGCUCAACAAACAGGGGACUGUAAACAAACUAUGGAACACAAAGGAAAUGCUCUGCAGAGUAAAACAACUGAAGCUUCACAGACUGGAUUUCAGCUAAAACAAUCCAAGCUUAAUUCCAUUAGACUUAAAUUUGAACAAAGUAUAAGUCCAAGGACUAAAGAUCUAUCUCAAGAAAAAAAGGAAGAUAGUCAAUCCAAAAUUCCAGUAAAGAAAUUGCAAGAAAGCAAACUACCAGUGUAUCAGUUUUAUGCAAGAGAAAAGCACCCAAAGCUAAUAGAUCUGACAGAAGGAAAUACAUCAUUGCAAAAAGAAUUUACUACUAUGAAAUUGAAAGAAGAUAAUGUCCAAGGUAAAGGAAAAGUUAUAGAAGACAUUUGUGCUUCAGAGGUACAGGAACAGAGCACUGAAACAUCAAGUAAAAGUCUGCUAGAAUAUACUUCUGAACAGCAAGCUAAAGACUUGGCAUAUAGCUCAGACUUACCAGCUAAGGGACAAUGGGACAAAAAAAUCUAUCGAACAUGGGAAAGUCCUGGAGCUUCUAACCAUAAAGCACAAAAAGAAAAACUUUCCCAUGUACUUGUUCAAGAUAUGGUAAAAGAAAACCAUGUUGACUAUGCUGAGACUAAAACUAACAAAAAGAGUGAAUUUAUCACUGUGACAGAGUGUGAACACAAAUUGCCAACACAUGGAUCUCAUUCAAAGGAGGUGAAGGAAAUGACUGUAAAAUCUCCAUCAAAAAAGGUUCUGUACAGAGAGUUUGUUGUCAGAGAAGGGGAAUACACCAAUGAAAUGACAGAUAAAACUUCAAAAAGAAAGGAAUUGACUGUGUCCCACAUUCCAGUCAGAAUUUCUGAGGAGAAAAGAAUUUCAUCUCCUACCAUUCUUGAUAGUGUUUAUGAUCAGUCAAAAAAAGCAGUAUAUGAACUGUCAGCUAAAGUGUCCCGAUCAACUAUGAUUAAGGAGCAAGUUCAGAGAGAAUUUGAUUAUGUAGAAGAUGAAAAAAUAAAGCAUUCAAAAGUCACUAAAGUUACCAAGCAACAAGGUUCCAUAGUAUUAAGUCCUCCUGUGGAGGAAACUGAAAUAUCCCCUAGCAAAUCACCUGAUUCUUUAGACUUUAGUCCUGGAAAGGAAUCUCCUUCAAGUGAGGUAUUUGACCCUAGUCCCAUUGAUUACUUGGAUAAAGUUGCACCUUUAGUAAAUAGUGAGGGAGUGAAAGAGAUAAAGACUUUGCCAGUGUAUGUCAGUUUUGUUCAAGUAGGAAAGCAGUAUGAAAAGGAGGUGCAACAAGGAAAUGUAAAAAAAAUUAUAAGUCAGGAAAGUAAGACAGUACAAGAGACUAGGGGGACAUUUUAUACAGCUAGACAGCAAAAACAACCGCCUUCUCCACAAGGUAGUCCAGAAGAUGAUACACUAGAACAAGUAUCCUUUAUAGAUAGUUCUGGGAAAAGCCCUUUAACACCAGAAACACCCAGCUCAGAGGAAGUGAGUUAUGAGUUUACCUCUAAAACACCCGACUCACUAAUAGCUUAUGUACCAGGCAAGCCCAGUCCCAUACCUGAGGUUUCUGAGGAAUCAGAAGAGGAAGCAGAGGCUAAGUCAACUUCUGUAAAACACAUAGCAGUGGAAGCACCAAAAAUUGACAAAAUAUUGCCUAAUAAUAUAAACAAAGAUUCUAACAAAAGACCCAAAAGUAACAGAGUUGCCUACAUUGAAUUCCCACCUCCUCCACCAUUAGAUGCAGAUCAGUCUGAUUCAGAAAAGAAUCAUCGUUAUUCCCCUGAGAGUGAAAUGGAGCUGAUAGAAGUAAAUCUGCAAGAUGAAUACGACAAAUGUCAACUGGCUGAACCAGUCAUAAGAGUACAGCCACCUUCCCCCGUGCCACCAGGAGCAGAUGUCAGUGACUCUAGUGAUGAUGAAUCACUCUAUCAACCAGUUCCAUUAAAAAAGUAUACUUUUAAAUUAAAAGAAGUUGAAGGUGACCAGAAAGAAGCCUCAAAACCCAAAGUUUCUGACAACAGUCAGAACCAGAAAGAGUUAGGGGAUCCCGGUUCUGGAAAACCUAAUGAGUUUGACAUUGGUCUUGAGUCACCCCAGAAUGACAUAGCACAAAAUGGGACUAAUGACCAGUCUAUCACCGAGUGUUCCAUAGCAACCACUGCAGAAUUCUCUCAUGAUACAGAUGCAACUGAAAUUGACUCUCUCGAUGGUUAUGAUUUACAAGAUGAAGAUGAUGGUUUAACUGAGAGUGAUUCUAAACUUGCAGGUCCAGCAGUAGAAACCAAAAAGGAUAUAUGGACCUCAGAGGGCAUUUUAAAACAGACUGAUCGUUGCUUUAGCCAAAGUAAGCUGGAAGUUAUUGAGGAGGAAGGAAAGAUAGGCGCUGAAGAAGACAAGGCACUUUCAAAAGGUCCAAGUUCUGAAAAGAAUGCAGAUAAGACUGAGCAGAAGUCAGGUGCACAGUUUUUCACCUUGGAAGGCAGACACCCUGACAGAACCGUGUUUCCUGAUUCGUAUUUCAGUUACAAAGUAGAUGAAGAAUUUGCAACACCUUUUAAAACAGUAGCUACCAAAAGUCUAGAUUUUGAUCCAUGGUCCAAUAAUCGAGGAGAUGAUGAAGUGUUUGAAACUAAAUCAAGGGAUGAUGAGGCUAAGCCAUUUGGUCUGGCAGUAGAAGACAGAUCGCAAGCAACGACACCUGAUACAACUCCAGCCAGAACUCCAACGGAUGAAAGUACUCCAACUAGUGAGCCCAACCCCUUCCCAUUUCAUGAAGGGAAGAUGUUUGAGAUGACUCGCAGUGGUGCAAUUGACAUGAGCAAGAGGGAUUUUGUUGAAGAAAGACUCCAAUUUUUUCAGAUUGGUGAGCAUACUUCUGAAGGGAAGUCAGGGGACAAGGGGGAAGGGGAUAAAAGUACAGUAACUGCCAUCACACAGCCACAGUCAGGGGACAGCAUUGUAGAAACAAACUUAGAGAGACAAGUAGAAACAACAGCAGUUGAACAUAAGCCCAUCAUCCAGGCCAGUGGAGGUUGUAUGGAAGCCACACUUGGUAGUAACUCUCUGGAGAAAUCAUCGACAACUGUUAACACUUCUAAAGUUGAUCCCAAAUUGCGCACACCUAUUAAAAUGGGAAUUUCUGCUUCCACGAUGACUCUGAAGAAAGAUGGCCCUGGAGAAGUGACAGAUAAGAUAGAAGCUGCAAUGCCCAGCGGUCAGGGAUUAGAAAAUGAAAAUGUAGUAGUGAUUACAAGUUCAGCUACUAGCGAGACAAGCUGUAGGCAAAAUGAAAAACUUGAUUUUCAAAAAGAUAAUUUUAAUAACAACAACAAUUUGGAUUCAUCUGCUAGCCAUACAAAUAAUAAUACCUGUAAUGUAGAGCUAAAAGAACAUUGUGAACCCAAGUGUUCCAUACAGAAAGCUAACAAAAUGAAAAGCGCUUCAGGAAAAGGGACAGGGGCAACACAAGGACACAGAAUAACAGAUAAGCAAAAAGUACAAGGACAGCAGCAAAGGUCAAGGGAGUUGGUAGGGAGUAGAGCAAAAUCAAAACUUCCCAUAAAGGCCAGUUCAAUAAAAGAAGUCUUCCCACAAAAUAAUGUCCAAAAAAGUACAGCGAGUAAAGUGAGACAGGCUAGUAAACCCAACAAAAUAAAACAAAAUAAUUCUUCUCCAUGUCUAGAAGUAAAAUCUAAGAUUCCAAUAAAAAAUACACCCAGAAAAAAUCUAGCUAUAUCUAGAAAAACACCAGCAAUGCAAAAGCAAGAGCAGUUAGACAAAGGAAAAAUCAAACAGCUUCCUUCCAAAUUACCAGUAAAGGUAAGGUCUACCUCCUUCACAAUGACAACAGUGAAAGUAAGGAAAAAUCAGCUUAGGGAGGUAUGUAAACAUUCUAUUGAAUAUUUUAAGGGAAUUAGUGGUGAGACAUUAAAGCUUAUGGAUCGUCUAUCUGAUGAAGAGAAAAAGAUGCAGUCAGAGGUGUCUGAUGAUGAAGAAGACAGUUCAUCAAGAAAUACAUCAUCAGAAGCUACUCAAGUUUACCAGCCUUCCAUUACAUCGAAGUCUGCUAGAGAUAUGAGAACAGAGACAGCAUCUUUAAAAUCAAAGAUUGAAAAGGUCGACAGUGAGAGGAGGAGAAGUAAGAGGACUGGUCCACAGAGUCCAUGUGAACGAACAGACAUAAGGAUGGCAAUUGUAGCUGAUCAUCUGGGACUUAGCUGGACAGAACUAGCAAGAGAACUGAAUUUUUCUGUGGAUGAAAUUAAUCAAAUCCGUGUAGAAAACCCAAAUUCUCUGAUUGCUCAGAGUUUCAUGUUAUUAAAAAAAUGGGUUACCAGAGAUGGGAAAAAUGCUACAACUGAUGCCUUAACCUCUGUAUUGACAAAAAUUAACCGAAUAGAUAUUGUGACCCUGCUGGAAGGACCAAUAUUUGAUUAUGGAAACAUUUCAGGCACCAGAAGUUUUGCAGAUGAAAAUAACGUUUUUCAUGAUCCCGUUGAUGGUUGGCAGAGUGAGGCAUCAACUGUCCAUGUUGAACCACCAACACCUGGGCGCAGAAUAAGUGGUGAACUACUAGAUCGGCUAGAUGAUAGCCCUGACCAAUGUAGGGAUUCUAUUACCUCAUAUCUGAAAGGAGAAACUGGGAAAGUUGAAGCCAAUGGAAGCCACAUAGAAACUACAACAGAAGUAAAGGCUAAAUCUUAUGUUCAAGAGUCUGUAAACAAAGUGGGAAAACAGAGUGACAAGGAAACUCUGAAACCAAAAACACGAAGUUCUGUCCAUACUGAAGAGCAAAUAUUAUUAACAGCAUAUCAGAAAUCUUUAGAAGAGACCAGCAAGCCAACAGUAGAAGAGCCUAAAACCUCUGUGCCUGUCAGCAUGAAGAUGAUGAGCUGGAAAACUCCUGAAGAGAGCAAGCCAAGAGCAAACACCCAGGAAGAGGCGGGAGCAGCAACGUCUGAACAAAAGCAGGGAGAAGGUUAUAAGGUUAAGACGAAGAGAGAAGUCAGACAUGUGGAGAAGAAGAGUUAUUCAUAACAGCAGAACAGUGAACGGAUUGUGUGCUUUUACUGCCAGUAUUCUAGACAGACACUAUGGAAGAAAAAUCAACAGGAAUUAAACAUUCACUGAUACAAGUGUGCGUGUGUUUGCUGCUUCCACACAUUAACCGCAUGGUCUUUAUGCAAAAAAAACAAUAAAAAUUUAAUUUAGCAUGAGCCAAUUUACAGAGCAUGGAAAUUCACUGUCAUUCACAGGAUUGGAGAGUGUGCAAUUAACAAUGCAGUGUAUAUACAAGAUUGCCAUGCUGUUAACAGCUUUAUUUCAAGAAUUUGAUGUCAUCAUAAAAGAAAUAAAUUCCUGUGGUCAGAGGGGACAUAAGAAGAUGAAAUGGCUAAACCAUGGAAAGACACUAAAAUUACUAAAUCCACAACAGCUCGCCUUAUUUUUCUUGGACCCAAACUGUCAGGGUAUAAAACACUAUUUGUUUCUUUUUUAAACAUCAAUAGUUUUGCUGUAAAUAAAUAACACUGUAUAAAUUCUAACAAAAAAUAGAAUGAAUGUUGAUAAGGCACUGCCUCUUAGAUCACAAACAGAAUAUUGCAAAUGCAUCAAACAAAAUAGGUGUCUCAAAUGGCUACACCUACAAGGAUAUUCUGGGUGUAUCUUCACAGAUUCUUGUAUAUUAGCAAUUAUAAUGUUUGUAUAUGCAAAAAUGCUAGCUUGAUUUUAAAAAAAUCUUUAAAAUCUGCUGCAAAUUUAAAUGAUUCCCAAAAUGAGGAAUUCAGUAGUUCUGUGAAAACUUUUCUUCAGAGUACUAAUAUUUUGAUGCAUGUGUUUCACCUUAUUUUGAUUAAAUCUUUUCCAGUUUUGCAAACACUAUACUGCAACAUAAUAAAUAGGAUUUUAUCUGUAAACACAAAGCCCUUCAUCUAAUAUUUGUUGCUGUUGCCAAUUUUUCAAUGAAAUGACCUAAAAACAUACCAUAUACAGUAGUUGCAUUAUGGGGAGGGGGGUGUUAUCUGUUCUCGCUUUAUAAUGGGGGUAAUGCUUGCAGCUUUAGAACUGGGUUGGUGCUCUUAUAAAGCACAAGUUUGGGAUAUUUUAAAAUGAACCGAAGAGAAAUUAUUAGCUAAUAGACUGGCAGCACGCUGUAAAAUUAUUACUGUAUUGUGUACUGGCUAUAAGAUGUAGAAUCUUUCAGUAAGCCAAUCAUCUGUAAUCAUUCUAGCAGUGUAAUAUUAGGUUGUUAAGGCUGCUGUGUUUUAAAGGGCAUUUUUAUUUGGGUUUUGGUGAAAUACUUUAAUUUGUUGAUUAUAUUCAUAUGAAAACAACGUUCAUUGAUAAUAGUUCUAAUUACGUAUGUAUGAAAACAACAUACACUGGAUGAUCUAGCUGAUUAUUUAAGCAUAAAAUAAAUUGUGUUAAAACUCUUCA
Molecule: messenger RNA, 15177 nt
Organism: Dermochelys coriacea (leatherback sea turtle)
Lineage: Eukaryota; Metazoa; Chordata; Testudines; Dermochelyidae
Gene: ANK3
Product: ankyrin 3
Exons: 47
Coding region: 568-13779 (4403 amino acids)
Biological process (GO): protein localization to T-tubule; signal transduction; regulation of cardiac muscle contraction
Cellular component (GO): T-tubule
Molecular function (GO): protein binding
Source: RefSeq, a predicted model, not a curated record